GCCCCUUUUCUGCAGUGAGCGCUGCUGUCAGCUGAAACAGCACUUCAUUGUGUCACUGGCAGUCCAGCCCAGCUACAACACACUGGUGGGGGGUGUUCAAUGAAAUAUUUUUAGAUAGCAUCAAAAAGAGAUUUAAAAAAGGCAGCAGGCGGAGAAAGAUGGUGACCCGGGAUGACGAGUACGAUUUUCUCUUUAAAGUGGUCCUUAUUGGUGACUCUGGUGUUGGAAAAAGUAACCUCCUCUCACGGUUCACACGGAAUGAGUUUAAUUUGGAAAGUAAGAGUACAAUAGGUGUGGAAUUUGCCACCAGGAGCAUCCAGGUGGAUGGGAAAACAAUAAAGGCUCAGAUCUGGGACACAGCAGGGCAGGAACGGUAUCGUGCCAUCACAUCUGCGUACUACCGCGGUGCUGUUGGGGCACUGCUGGUAUACGAUAUUGCCAAACACUUGACAUAUGAGAAUGUGGAACGGUGGCUGAAGGAGCUCCGGGACCAUGCAGACAACAAUAUAGUCAUUAUGCUUGUUGGAAACAAGAGUGACCUUCGCCAUCUCAGAGCUGUGCCCACAGACGAGGCACGGGCCUUCGCAGAAAAAAACAAUUUAUCUUUUAUUGAAACAUCGGCCUUGGAUUCAACUAAUGUAGAAGAGGCUUUCAAAAAUAUUCUGACAGAAAUUUACCGUAUAGUGUCACAGAAGCAGAUUGCAGACCGAUCAGCACAUGACGAGUCUCCUGGCAACAAUAUAGUAGAGAUCAGUGUACCACCAGCCCUCGAUGGACAGAAAUCAAAUAAACUACAGUGCUGCCAGAACCUGUGACUUUGUGAAGCCAUUGUCCCUUCUCUUCCAUGUGACCUCUGCUUCAUAUUAGACUUUUUUGUGCAGUUCCAUUACUGGCCACUAGGACAGUCACUCCCAUGGCAGUUGUACAAGUUAAAACAUUAUGGUUAAACUUACCCAUAUUGCACACCCGGAACAAAAUUAAUAGAUAUUCUUUUUUCAUUUAUUUGUAUAGCCCUGGCACCUCAAAACAAAUGUCAGCUAUAUAUAUUUUUUUCUAUCAUUCAGUUUAAGAUGAAACCCAUGCAGACUGUGUAUAAUUGCAAAGUUGCAAGUGUGUUAUGUGACUGUGGCACUAUCCUUUUGAUUUUCUGUACAGUGGUUGUCAUUCUUUAUAGGUGCCAUUCUAUGUUCAAUGCUGAUUCAAGACAGUUCCAUGGCUAUAGUGGUUAGGGGAGGAUCAUUUUUAGUAAUGUCGUAUCAGUUUGAGUAGCACUGAGCAGUAAUUUUAUAAAUGCUGUACUAGUAAGAAUUUUCCCUCAGCAGGUAAUUUGUAGUAGUAUUAAAGGCAUUAGCAGCUGUGUCUGAAUUCAUAGACUUUCAAUGUGUUAGCAGAGUUCGGAUUACAGUGGAAGACCUAAUCACACUGACUUUUUCAGGUUUCAUACCAAAUCCCUCCUAUCAAGUCAUUCAAGCAUGGUGCAAACAUACAUAGGUACCCACCUACUUAGCCACAGUCUUGUUAAAUUCUAGUGGUCCAGAAUGUAAACAUGUUGGGGAAUAAUUUCUGAAUGUCAUUUAUGCAGAGGAUUUUCCAAAGCAAAUAUUACUUGAAGAUAUUAAUCUUAAAAAAAAAAAUGAUACGUAAGCAUUAGAAUGUGCCAGGAAAUUACAGAGCAUGCUCACAGUUUUGUGGUGUCCAUGUUUUGUUUUAUUCUGAAGAACAACAGAUGCAAGGUCAUUAACAAAUAUGUUCUGCACAGGAAAUUAUAUUGUCCAUAUUAUAUAAAUGUUGUUUAAUGAUCUGCAAGAAGCAACAGAUUACAACAGUGUAUGUGUGUGUAUAUGUAUAUAUAUAUAUAUAUAUAUAUAUAUAUAUAUAUAUAUAUAUAUAUAUAAACACUAGGCUAUUGGUUGCUUUUUUUUUCUUAAUAACUAAUCUGUGUUUUGUUCAUUGAGAUAAGGAGAAACAGGAAUCCACAAUUUGGAAGCAACUGGAGUUGGCAACUUGACUUCAAAACAUGAAGCUUACACUGACCAGUCUGUCUGAGGAAAGCCAUAUGUUUUUUCAUGUCCACUUUUGCACCCUUAACUACAAGUUUGUUUUUAAGAACUUCGACUGACCAAGUGAAAGUAAUGCUGGAAUUAGUUAUUAAAAUAUUACUUACCUUCUCAUUAAAUAUAUCUAACUGGUUGCUGUAA
Messenger RNA from Protopterus annectens (West African lungfish), 2198 nucleotides. RefSeq names its product RAB11B, member RAS oncogene family (gene RAB11B). The record is from RefSeq and is a predicted model, not a curated record. Lineage: Eukaryota; Metazoa; Chordata; Ceratodontiformes; Protopteridae. The transcript is spliced from 5 exons. Gene Ontology annotation, cellular component: recycling endosome. Gene Ontology annotation, molecular function: GTPase activity; GTP binding. Bases 159 to 815 code for a protein of 218 amino acids. Gene Ontology annotation, biological process: regulated exocytosis; constitutive secretory pathway.